CAUCCGACGGCCACCAGGAAUCGAGUGACCGGAGUCCAAAAAUCACUCAAGCAACGUGUAGAUUUAGCGUAAAACUUAGCGUUUCCUGAUUUGCUCCUGUUUCCUCCACACAUUUCCAUCCCGUCCACCCAGCUCCAGGAUCCAACCAUGGUGGCCGCGACGACACUCUCCUUCUUCUUUCUCUCACUAGCAACGACCCUCUUUCUUCUCCUCCUGCACGGCCUCAUCAAGAACAAGAAGCGCCCGUGUCGCCUCCCACCGAGCCCGCCGUCCCUGCCCGUCAUCGGCCACCUGCACCUUUUGAAGAAGCCGCUCCACCGGAUGCUGUCUGCUCUUGCGGCGCAGCACGGCCCGGUUCUCCUCCUCCGAUUCGGCUCCCGCCGCGUGGUCCACGUCGCCGACCCCGCCGUCGCCGAGGAGUGUUUCACCACCCACGACGUCACCUUCGCCAACCGCCCGCGGCUUCCCUCCGCCCGCUACCUCUCCAACGACUACACCACGUUGGGUUCCUCAAGCUACGGGCCCAACUGGCGCAACCUCCGCCGCAUCGCCACCGUCGACGUCUUCUCCUCGCACCGCAUCCUCCGCUCCGCGGAUGUCCGCGCCAGCGAGGUCCGUGACAUGGCGCGCCGGCUCUUCCAGGCCGCCGCCGCCGCCGCCGGGGCCGACGCCUCCAGGCCCGUGCGGUGCGACGUGAAGGCGCGCGCGUUCGAGCUGGCGCUGAACACUGUGGCGAGGGUAAUCGCUGGGAAGCGGUACUACGGCGACGGCGCGGCGGCAGCGUCGGAGGAGGCCGAGCGGUUCCGUGCCAUGGUCCGCGAGUACUUCGCGAUGCAGGGAGCAUCCAACGUGCAGGACUUCGUGCCGGUGCUCGCGCUGCUGGACAUCGGCGGCGUGAACAAGCGCGCGAUAAGGCUGUCCAAGGCGCGGAACGAGUGGGCGCAGCGGCUUAUCGACGAGCACCGGGCGGCCGCCGCGGCGGGGACGGAGCUGGGGAAGACGAUGGUCGGCGACUUGCUGGAGAUGCAGGCAUCUGACCCUGAGGCGUACAGCGACAAGGUCAUCAGAGCGCUAUGCUUGUCCAUCUUGCAAACCGGAACUGAUACCACGUCGGCCACCAUCGAGUGGGGCAUGGCGCAGCUACUGAAUCAUCCAGCCGCCAUGGCCAAGGCCCAAGCCGAGAUCGACGAGGUCGUCGGCACAGCGCGCAUCCUGGAGGAAGCCGACCUGCCGAACCUUCCGUACCUCAUGUGCAUCGUCACGGAAACCCUGCGCCUCCACCCCGUCGCGCCGCUCCUAGCACCGCACGAGUCGGCCUCCCACUGCUCCGUCGGCGGCUACGACGUCCCGGCGGGGACGAUGCUCCUCGUCAAUGUGCACGCCAUGCACAGGGACCCGCGCGUGUGGGAGGAACCAGAAAGGUUCUCGCCCGAGAGGUUCGAGGGCGGGAAGAGCGACGGGAAAUGGAUGCUUCCGUUCGGCAUGGGCCGGCGGCGGUGCCCCGGCGAAGGCCUCGCCGUGAAGAUGGUCGGUCUCGCGCUUGGCACGCUUGUGCAGGGCUUCGAGUGGAGGAGGACGACCGGAGAUGAGGAGGUCGACAUGACGGAAGCGUCCGGGCUGACCAUGCCAAAGUCCGUGCCGUUGGAGGCGUUCUACUGGCCGCGGAUGGAGAUGCUAUCACCGCUAACGGCACUUCACAGCUGAUCACAAGCAUUUGGAUUUGGAUUUUUCAUUCUUCAACUCCGUGGUGAACAAGUUCGGGCUCAAAGCUCAUGUUACCUGUCCGCCCAUUCUUUUUUUUUAAAAACUUGGGUAAUUUUUAUUGCACUAGUGUUGACAAAUCAUCAACAACAAUUACAUUGACACAAUCUGGGAUAUUGCA
Messenger RNA from Sorghum bicolor (sorghum), 1882 nucleotides. RefSeq names its product isoflavone 3'-hydroxylase. Gene Ontology annotation, molecular function: iron ion binding; oxidoreductase activity, acting on paired donors, with incorporation or reduction of molecular oxygen; monooxygenase activity. The record is from RefSeq and is a predicted model, not a curated record. The coding region runs from base 148 to 1704 and encodes 518 amino acids. The transcript is spliced from 2 exons. NCBI's taxonomy places the organism in Eukaryota, Viridiplantae, Streptophyta, Magnoliopsida, Poales, Poaceae.